Molecule: messenger RNA, 1986 nt
Organism: Papilio xuthus (Asian swallowtail)
Lineage: Eukaryota; Metazoa; Arthropoda; Insecta; Lepidoptera; Papilionidae
Product: CAAX prenyl protease 1 homolog
Biological process (GO): CAAX-box protein processing
Molecular function (GO): metalloendopeptidase activity
Source: RefSeq, a predicted model, not a curated record
CUACUCUUUGGAUUAAAUUGAUUUUAUUACAAUCGAUCGGAAUCCGAAUGGAGUGGAGUUGGAGCAUUGGAAUUGGAUUCUUGUAAUUGUCUUUGCUAAUAGUUUUGAAUAUUUGCUGAUUUAGUAUUAAGGUCUUUUGAUGCUUAGUAUCUACGUCGUACUUAUAACCUAUUUAUCAAGUUACGGUUCUUUUAACUUACAACAUGGUUUCGGGUGAAGAUUUAAUAGUUUGGUUAAUUUUAAUAUUUUCCUGGGCAGAAUACUUAUGGGAACUGUACCUCACAUUGCGACAGCUGAAAAUAUACCAUACAAAUAAAACCAUACCUGAUGAGUUGAAGGAGAUGUUAAAUGAGGAAUCUAUAAAGAAAGCCCGUCUUUAUGGCAUUGAUAAAUCAAAGUUCAAAAUAGCCAAAGAACUGUACAAUAUAAUUUUAAUAUCAGUGAUUCUGUACAAACGUUGGAUUUAUGUUGCUUGGUACAAAUCGGAGAUGAUAGCAGAAUCUUUAAAUAUAACACCUGAUCAAGAAAUCAUUGUCACUUGUAUAUUUAUGACAUUUGUAACUUUAUUUAAUUUUGUUAUGAAUAUGCCUAUUAAAAUUUAUGCAACAUUUGUACUGGAAGAAAAUCAUGGAUUUAAUAAACAAACAGCUUUAUUCUUUAUAAAGGAUCAGUUGAAAUCACUAUUACUGGGCCUUGUCAUCACUCUGCCUAUAAUAUCAAUUGCAUUGUACAUUAUUAUGUUGGGAGGAAAUAUGUUUGUUGUUUGGCUGUGGAUGUUCACAACCCUGACAACUCUGUUACUUCUUGCACUUUAUCCAACAGUUAUUGCUCCACUGUUUGACAAGUUUGUACCUCUACCAGAUAAUGCACUCAGAAAAGGAAUUGAAGACUUGGCUUCUAAGCUGAAUUUCCCCUUAUCUCAAAUUUACAUUGUCAAAGGCUCAAAGAGAUCAGCACACAGCAAUGCAUAUUUCAGUGGACUUUUAGGUGCUAAGAGAAUUGUUUUGUUCGACACACUAUUAGAAAGCCAUGAUAAAACAAAGAAUGUUACCACUGGCUGCACUGAUGAUGAAAUAUUAGGAAUUUUGGCUCAUGAACUUGGACAUUGGAGUUGCAGCCAUAUUUAUAAGUCUAUUGCCCUAACUGAAGUCAACUUACUAUUGUUAUUCACUGCGUUUGGUAUUCUUUUCAAAUACUCUACAUUGUAUACUGCAAUCGGGUUUCCAACUGAACAAGAACCAAUUAUAAUAGGUUUGUUAGUUAUCUUACAGUUGAUUCUAGCUCCCUAUAAUUCAUUAUUGUCAUAUUUUGCAACAGCGCUCUCUAGGAAAUUUGAGUUUGAGGCUGAUAACUUUGCUAUUAACCUUAAAUAUGCAAAUGAACUUAGGUCUGCUCUAAUAAAGUUAGGUAAGGACAACUUAGAUUAUCCCAUCUACGACAAACUGUAUUCUGCAUGGUACCACUCUCAUCCAACAUUGCUCCAUAGAAUAGAAAACAUUAAUAACAAAAUUUCUAACGAGAAGAAAGACUAAUUCAUACUAUAUUUUACAAUUUAUAUUUUGAAUGCAUUUUAAAUAGUACAACUAUAAUAAACUUUUUAUAUCUUGAUGUAUAUUUAUCUUGUGCAUUUUAUACUACUAAUAGAUAUUUUCAAAACAAUGUUUUGCUCCUAUUUUGUAAAGAUACAAUUAAGAAGUCAUUUUUUUUGGACACUUAAUGUCCAGAGGCAAACCAAAAAGCCAAGCUUUGCUCUAAGCAAUUUAGAAAAUGUAUGUAUGCAUUUGAUAAUAGUUUUAUUGCCUUCCUAAAUAGAUGUGUAGAGUUAUAUAGAUUCUCUGUGUCUAUGUUUAAUCUGAUCUCAGAUAUGUCUUCAUACCUCUGCAUGUAACUAGGAAGUAUGUAACUUAUAGGAACUAAACAGUAAUUAAGUACAUUUUAAUAAGUGUAAGGGUCUGUUCCGCUAAGUCCAAGUAAUUCCUGAAUAAA